Messenger RNA from Trichoderma citrinoviride, 2455 nucleotides. RefSeq lists its product as hypothetical. NCBI's taxonomy places the organism in Eukaryota, Fungi, Ascomycota, Sordariomycetes, Hypocreales, Hypocreaceae. The transcript is spliced from 3 exons. The record is from RefSeq and is a predicted model, not a curated record. Bases 107 to 2455 code for a protein of 782 amino acids.
GGGAUGCUUGUGUCUGGGUUAUCAUAGCCAACAGGAAUUCAAGCUGAUAUGAGCGAGGAUCAACAGCUAGUAUCAAGGCAUGUCCGCCUUGCGAACACUCUAAAGCAUGCCUGCCCUCCGCUCCCUCCACCACAGCAGCUUUGGAGAUCCAAACGCUCACCCGCCGCCCACGCCCAAGCAGACGCCCACGGCCGGCGCCUUUCCGAGCCCCAUCUUCGAGACGCCAAAGCCCCCCCAGGGCUCCUUUGCCGACGCCAGCGGCCUGACGCCUCGCUUCGCCGAAGAGUACUCCGUCUUCAACGCCACGCCGGGCAACCUGCGAGGGGCCCAGUUCCCCUUCGCCGACCUCGUGCCCGCCACGCCCUUUGCGACGUCGUAUCUGGGCCACAAGCGCCUGCUGUCCGUCGAGGAGCUGGCCGUCGAGAUUGCCACCCGAGCCAACAUCCCGCCGUCGAACCCCAACCUCCCGCCGCCGCCCGUCGACCCGUCACGACGCCUGCCCUCGUCGCCCGCCGCCCUGAUACUGUCGACAAAGGCCGCCGCGGCCAACUCGGACGCACACCUCGGCCCUGCCUUUUCCUCGUCGCACGCCAAGUCGCCCAAGAAGGUCCGCCGGGGUACAAUUGAAGGCUCCGACGCCGCCCAGCCUCUGUCGCCGCCGCCGUCGGCUCACAAGGGCGGCCCGAAGCUCGCCCCCAAGGUCAACAUGCAAGAUGACCGGGCCUACGGCCACCCGGACUUUGGCGACGGCUUCCAGGGCCACCACGACAUGGCCGCCAUGAUGGGCGGCGCCGACGACAUGUUUGUCUAUCCAAUGUCUGCUCCCCCGAGCACCGCCAACUUCUGGGACCCGGCUAUGGGCAUGGACUUGGAUUUUAGCUCCGCCGGCGCCGCCUUUUUCCAGCCCUCGCAUCGGCACACCGGAUCCUUCGACUGGAACAGCGAUAUUCAGCUCUUUCAAGAUCCCGUCCCGCCUGCGCCGCCGCCGUCGUCGAACCAAGAGAAUGUCCAGCCCAACGCCCCCAAUAUGCAGCACCAGCCCCUCCGAAGGGAGAGGAUGCUGGCGCCCAAGCCGCCCGUCACUGGGCAGUCGGCCGCCCCCGUGACGGGAACGGCCAUGUUCCAAGCGCCGGUGGACGACUCGUUUGGCCUGGUCACGCCGAUGGAGGGCGUAGACCCGGGAUUGAUAUACAGCCGACCCACGACGUCCUCGAUGAAUGCCGACUUCAAUCCGGCCAUGAACGCAGUGUCUGCCAACAUGGUUGCCACUGCGGAAGCCGGUAGCUCUCGCAUAAUGGCACAACCUCGCCGGACGAACAGCCUGAAGGAGACAAAGAGGGGCAAGAUGCCAGACCGUACCUUUACGGCCUCUCCCGUCAAGGCCAUGGGCCGUCCGGAACUGAACCGCAGCGUGAGCGAUAACCGAGGAAAGAAGGCCAAUGGGCGGGGGGCACUGCCGACGUUGGCACCCGCUUCACGGCCCGCGUCGCAGGCUGGGAGUAAUGGCAACAACGCAAACGUCGAUGCCGGAAAGCCGGCGGCGCGGUCGGGGAGGAUGUCGCCUCUCAAGAGUCAACGACGACUGUCAAGCCUAGCGUCAAUUCCCGAGAGUGCUUCCCAGCCACAGCUGCAUCGACCUCGAACGUCGGUGAGGUUUACCAUAGACGCACACGGUCGGGCUCGGGCGGAGACGACGGUGACGAUGGAGGACGCCGGCGGCAUAACUCGCAGUCGAAGCUCUCGGGAGCUGUCAGCCUCGCGAAGAAGUUGGGAGUCGUCCGAUGACGACUCGUCCACGGACGAGGAGCCAAUCAUCAUACCCAGCCGAGCGAAUUCGUGCAACGCAUCGUUUGCACUGCCAGACCCGCGCAAGCCCGUGGGGUCCAUCUUUCACUCUGGCCGGCGGAGCAUCAGCGAUAGGAGCAGGAGUGCUUCGACACCUUCUCUGGUAACGCCCAUCGAUGGGGAUAGCGACCCGGAGACGAUCAUGACUGAUCAUCAAGAAAGAGGAGGUGAUGCGGCGAGUGAGCUGCGUAAAGUGGUGGAAGACCGUCAGAAGCGGUCCCUGCAGAUGGAGAAUGUCCGAUCACAGCAACGCAUUCUCGGCCCAAGCAGCUCCGGGAACUUCAAAGCAAUUUCUCCCCCCAUCAGCAUGGCAGAUUCGAGCUACAGGAUGGAUGGACACCGAAUCCGGUGCGUAUGCAGUAGAAAUGAGGCCGAUGAAGAGAACGGCUACAUGCUUCAGUGCGAGUCAUGCGAGAUGUGGCUGCACGGGAAAUGCGUCAACAUCAGCAGGCGUACCAUGCCCAGCGUGUACAUCUGCGGCUACUGUGCCAAUACGCCCAACGUUGCCGCACGGCGAGCUCAGCAGCAGCAACACAGCGGGCGGGCGAGCAGUGGGGGACACUCGGCGUUGUUCUCUCUACCGAACAAGACGCUCCGGACUCUUCGAUGA